AUGCUUUUGAAAAUUUCCUUAUACUACGGUAGAACAGAACGACAACUCAUCGUAACCGUGCGACGAGCGUUAGAUUUGCCUCCUCGUCCAGAUGGUACUGCACGUAACCCUUACGUGAAGUUAUUUCUUCUACCAGACCGAAGCGAGAAAAGUCGCCGACAAUCUGCAGUAUUAAUUGAGACUUGUAAGCCAAUUUGGAACGAACCAUUUUAUUAUCACGGACUCACGGAAGCUAUGCUUAUGGAACGUGUUUUAGAGGUAACAGUAUGGGAUUAUGAUCAGUAUGAAACCAACUCGUUUAUGGGUGAAGUAUUGAUUGAUUUUACUAUCGCUCAGUUAGAUGAUCAAUCAUUUCUAUACACAUUAGUAGAUAUGGAUGAAGAAAAUCCACUAAGAGCGGCUACUGACGAUAACGAUUACAUAGGUGCAAAUACUUACGAAGCAUAUCGUUCCGGUUCACGUCAGCAACAUCUUCAGCCUGCAAAGUAUACAUUGCGUCGAUCACGGACGUAUGAUCGAAAUGGCGGCAGAAUUGAAGAAGACUGGACAGUAAAUUGUCCGUCAGGGUACUUAUCAGAUCAUGGAUACAGUAACCACAUGCCAGUGCAGUAUUCACAUCGAGAACGACGGCCGCGAUCUGCUACAACAAUGCGUCCUUUAUCAGAUGUUCGAAGUUAUAAUCGAAAUUUGCCUCCGGCUCCAUGGACUACUGAUGAAGAAGACGGGCAACAAAUUUUAGCUAGUCAUCCAGCUCAGACACUAGGAAGAUUUACUUUGCGUAACGCAAGAUUACCCGGUGAGCGUUUGAAGUUAGAAGCCAUGCAAGAACAACAGCCAGGUUAUGGCAGUGAUGGAUCUGAGACACUAAGCAUUCAUUCAGCGCAAAGUUUAUCAGCAAGACGAUCAUCACGUCGAAUGGCUCAUGAAGACAAUGAACAGCUAAAUAUGAAUCAACAGAUGGAUGAUGUUGAAGAAUAUAUGGAAGAGGGUGCUAUCAGUGAUCCCGCUAUCACUAAGGAAAAUUCCGCGAUAGUAACCAAAGAUCGCAAAAAAAGCAUCAUGACUAGGCUCAUCCCUGGUAGAAAUGCUCCACUUGAAAGCAAAAGGACCGGAUUCCAACGAUCGGAAGAGGUUGGAGUGCCAGAAAGUUUAUCAAUUCCAAGUGAUUAUCUCAAUUCUUCCUUUAUGAAACAAACCUCUAAAGAAUCAACUGAUUCUUCCCACAGCGACAAUUGGGGGCCGAUUUUGACCGAUGGACCUUUGGGUAGUUUUGUUGCCAAUUUGGGACCUGGCCAGGUUGUGGGUCGACAAGUGCUAGCAAGUCCAGUUCUAGGGGAAAUUCAGAUUGGUAUAGCAGCAAAUCGAGAUGGUAUUGAUGUCGAGAUUAUACGUGCCAAAAAUCUCGUCGUAAAACCAGGUGUGAAAGUUAAUCCAGCUCCAUAUGUUAAAGUUUAUUUACUGGAAGGGAAGCAAUGUAUAGCUAAAGCUAAAACCCAUGCGAUGAGAAGAACUACUGCUCCUCUUUUCCAACAACAUAUCAUUUUCUCCGAAUCACCGCGUAAAAAAAUGCUUCAGAUCACAGUACGAGGCGAUUAUGGGCGAAUGGAACGAAAAACAUUCAUGGGGAUCGCACAGAUCCGUCUGGAUGAUUUGGAAUUGGGUGUUGAGCCAGUUGUGGGAUGGUAUAAACUUUAUCACAGUUCAAGUUUAGUGGGUACUGGACCAACUCGGAAAGAUAGUGAUGCAAGUUUAACUGAAGUGAAGCAAUGA
Messenger RNA from Thelazia callipaeda (thelaziosis nematode), 1770 nucleotides. Lineage: Eukaryota; Metazoa; Nematoda; Chromadorea; Rhabditida; Thelaziidae. The record is from the annotation of a GenBank genome assembly.